AUGAACAGAUCAAACGUAUUCCUCAAUGAUAUUCUGGCAACGACGGCGACUACAAUUCGGCCGAAACGUGAUUAUUAUGUAACUAAUCCAUUCGAUUCGUGGUAUGUAGGUGGACUUCUAUUCAUGUGCACAAUUAUGUUAGUGCUGCUUUAUGCAAACUAUUAUCGGGAAAACUCUUGUCAAGAAUGUUGGUUUUAUGUUUUAAAAAAGCUGGGUUUUACACAAACGCUACCAGCAGUUGACAGUCGUGCUUCGAUAAAUCAUAGAAAUAAUCCGCCGCUUCUUGUUUAA
Molecule: messenger RNA, 291 nt
Organism: Adineta ricciae
Lineage: Eukaryota; Metazoa; Rotifera; Eurotatoria; Adinetida; Adinetidae
Source: the annotation of a GenBank genome assembly